Molecule: messenger RNA, 1845 nt
Organism: Ziziphus jujuba (common jujube)
Lineage: Eukaryota; Viridiplantae; Streptophyta; Magnoliopsida; Rosales; Rhamnaceae
Product: protein NRT1/ PTR FAMILY 2.13
Exons: 4
Coding region: 1-1845 (614 amino acids)
Biological process (GO): transmembrane transport
Cellular component (GO): plasma membrane
Molecular function (GO): transmembrane transporter activity
Source: RefSeq, a predicted model, not a curated record
AUGGAGGAAGAAAACACAGGAAAAUGUUCUAGACUCUCUUUCUGGUCAUUUUCCUGUUGCACCAAACAGAAAUCAAGCAGUAGUAGUACUACUGAAGACGAUUCUUUACAGAAAGCAUUGGUGGAAAACCAUGACGGUGAUUCAUCAUCAUCUGCCACCACCACCGCCUCAACCAAGCCUGGUUGGAAGGCCGUGCCUUACAUCUUAGGAAAUGAAGCGAUACAGAGAUUGGCAACGUUUGGGUUGACGGCGAAUUUUAUGGUGUAUUUGGUGAGGGAGUUUCAUAUGGAUCAAGUGGAGGCAGCAAAUAUUCUCAACAUCUGGAAUGGUGCUAGCAACCUUUUACCUUUGCUUGGAGCCUUCCUUGCCGAUGCCUAUCUUGGCAAAUAUCUUACCAUUCUUUUGGCUUCUUUUGCAGCUCUUCCGGGAAUGGUAAUAAUCACUCUAACAGCAUCAGUGCCACAACUUAGACCGCCAAUAUGCAACCCUAAACCGGAACAACAAGAUCAAUGCGUUGGCUACACAAAAUCCCAACUUUGGCUCUUGCUUAUUGGCCUAUAUUGGUUAGCAAUAGGGACUGGUGGAGUAAGGCCCUGUACUAUUCCCUUUGGAAUUGAUCAAUUUGACACUGCCACUGCCGAAGGAAGGAAAGGAACAACCCGUUUUUAUAAUUGUGUCUACACCAUUUACACUCUCACCUUCUUAAUGGGUCAAACCGUCGUCGUUUAUAUCCAAAACUCCAUUAGCUGGGCUUUAGGUUUCGCGUUACCUACUAUCCUUAUGGUCUGCUCUAUUCUAUUGUUUUCAGCUGGAUCCAAAUUUUACGUGUAUGAAAAGCCUGAGGGAAGCCUAUUCUCUGUGAUUCUUCGAGUUUUUUUUGCAGCUUGUAAUAAACGCCACCACGACGUUCGAAGCAAUGCCAAAUUCUAUGAUCCUUCUCUCAACGAAAUUGAUGUGGAAAAACUGCCACUCUCCACACAAUUCAGGUUUUUUAACAAAGCUGCUUUAAUAGAGGACAAUAAUGAUCAUCAAUAUCUAAAACUCGACAAUGAAUCGCGUCCAAAUCCAUGGAGGCUGUGUAGCAUCCAGCAAGUUGAAGAAGUGAAAUGCUUGGUAAAAAUUAUCCCAAUAUGGGCCUCAGGUAUAAUCUGCUUCCUCUCCAUGACAACACAAGGAACAUUUACAGUAUCACAAGCCAUGAAAAUGGACCUUCACCUAGGACCCAAGUUUGAAAUCCCACCAGGCUCACUCAGUGUAAUAACAUACAUAACAAUAGCUGCAUGGCUUCCAUUAUAUGACAGCGUAUUACUACCCACCAUUAGAAAAAUAACCAAACAUGAAGAAGGAAUCACAACUCUCCAAAGAAUAGGAAUUGGAAAUGUUUGCUCUAUUCUAUGCAUGGUGGUGGCUGGUUUGGUGGAGGGAGAGAGGAGGGCUCUAGCCAUAUCGAAUUCUCGGCCCGGUGGCAUUGCAUCGAUGUCGGUCAUGUGGCUGGCACCUCAACUUAUCUUCUUGGGAUUAUACGAAGUUUUCAGUGUAGUUGGACAGAUUGAGUUUUACAACAAUGAAUUUCCUCAUAGCAUGAGAAGCAUCGGGAAUUCUCUACUCUAUGUAAGCAUUGCUGGGGCAAACUAUUUGACCAGUUUGCUAGUGGAUAUUGUGCACAAAACAACGGGAAAGCAUGGUCGACUUGACUGGUUGACAAAUGAUAUAAAUGAAGGAAGACUGGAUUAUUUUUACUUCCUAAUUGCUGGACUUGGUGCUCUGAAUUUUGUCUACCUUUUGUUCUGUACGCGUGGAUAUCGAUACAAGACCACUGUGAAAGUUGACAUAGAAAAGGCUUAA